UAAGCACAUCAUCACCGACUUUGAAUGGAUGAUCCAUCCUCGAUUGGUUCGCACGUGCUGCCAUGCGAGUCUGGGAAGCGGCUAUGUGCUCAUGCGCGGUCUUCAUGAUCGACGUCAUGUGUGCAACCCAAUCAUCCAGCGCGGGACAACUCGUGUCGGGGUGCAUCUGUGAUGGUCGAAGGAAGUCCGCGAGAACACGAGGGUGAUAGCCGAGGUCGCAAUAGUAAGGCGACAUCCCGUGACUGCCGAGACGACGUGGUUGUAGGCUAUCUCCGCGUAGGUAAGAUGGAGAUCCCACUGCUGGUCGUCACGAACAAUCUUUCGGAGAAUAUCUCCGAGAGUCCUGUUCGUGACCUCGGUCUGAUCAUCAAUCUGGGGAUGGUAAGACGAGGAGAAGCGGAGCUGGUCGUAAACCUCGUGAAGUCAUCGCCAGAAUCGGCUGGUAAAGCGUGGGUCACGGUCAGAUAUGAUGCUUAGAGGUAAGCCGUGGUCACGCAUGAGUCGGUCAAACACAAUGUCGGCGACCUCACGUGCACUGAUGGCAUAGCGGCACGGAACAAAGCGUGCACGCUUCG
Molecule: messenger RNA, 575 nt
Organism: Chara braunii
Lineage: Eukaryota; Viridiplantae; Streptophyta; Charophyceae; Charales; Characeae
Source: the annotation of a GenBank genome assembly